ACGAGCGACGCCUUCCAACCAACACAUCACCGUUCACGUCCUCCUUCCAAGGCCUAUUCCGUCCGAUACCUACGACGCGUUCAGAUCGGCCGUUUCGACGACGUGUUCCGUUUCCGUUCGCCUCAUUUCGCCGAACCGGCGUGGUUGCCCAACGGUCGCGGUUUCGAUUCGUGAUAAAUCGUUGAUACCAGCUGAUAACAACAAUGCCACGAUGUUUUGUCAUGGUUAAGCGCAGCGUCAAAGCACCUGUUACUACCUACCUGCCAUUGCAAUACCACGAGUUUCGACCACUACAGACCGUGAACUGUUGAAUGUUUACACGUUUUGUUUCUUUCGGUCCGUUUACACUUCGUUUGCGUUUUGCCGUCGAUCCCCGCGCUAAAUCCACCGCUCGAGGAUAGCCGAAAGCGUUGUCGUCGGUCGAUAUAAUUAAUUUGUUGAAGAGCCUCAGGGUCAGCACGCGUUUUCUUCAACGAGUUCAGGGCCACGUCGAAUUCUCGUAGACGCGUACAAUCAUUGUUCAGCCACCGCCAUUAAACUGUAAUUUAAUCGUUUACCGACAUGGCUUCAAAAAACUCGAGCAACAAUGGUAAUGAUGAAUGGACACUGUCGCUGUAUGAAUUGCAAAGGACUAGUCAUGAAGUUAUUACAGACGAUACAGAAAUUGCGGUAUCCCAGGAGUCUGUUCACAAAGAUCUGAUGUGCCCGAUCUGUUUGGAUUUAUUGAACAAAACAAUGGCAACUAAAUGUCUUCACAGAUUCUGUUCUGAAUGUAUUGUGACUGCACUUCGUGCCGGUAAUAAAAAAUGCCCUACGUGUCGUAAAAGGUUAAUAUCCAAACGAUGUCUGCGACCCGACCUUAAUGUCGAUUCGCUCAUAUCUAAACUGUUUCCAAAUCGUGAAGAAUUCAAUGCACAUCGAAAUAAAAUUAUAGAGGACUUAAGUCAGAGUCAAAGUCAAGAUAAUAUGGUAAAAUCCAUGAAUGAAGGGUUAAAAAUACAAAAACAAAAACGUUCGUACAACACUAAAAAUAAACGAAAUGCUGAGCAAACUCAAAGUAGCUCAUCAAAUACAUCGGCACCAUCAACUUCAAGUCAAGUGGAUAAUAAUGUGACAGAAUCAACAGUGCAGACAAAUGGAACAAAAAAAAAGAAGAUUACAGGACCUGCUUCGACAACUGUAACCUCCAAUAUCAUUGAAUACGAUGGUGCGUUUAAUGUUGCGCCAGCAAAUGAUAUGGAACUGGUAUUCAAACCUCAUCCUAAGGAAACGCAUAAUAACUAUCAACAAGAUAAGGACUUAAACAAAACUGAUCUGCGUUAUAUAAAAGCACCAUCUGUUGCUACUGUUGCACACUUGAGCAGUUAUUUAACCCUGCGGAUAAAUUUAGAUCAUGGUAAAAAACUUUCAAGCGGUCGUCAAAAAGUUCUAAUCUAUAUUUCACAAGCUGCUGAUCAAUAUGAACUACUUGAUAACAAUUUAACACUUAAAAAUGUUCAAGAGAAAUUUUGGAACGCCAAGAAAGAAAAACCGAUGGAAAUUUUUUACUCUUAUGAUUAAAUUUUUAUUUACAUUAGUUGUAAAUAUAUAAUAGUUUUCUAAAAAAAUUAAAAUCUAUUAUAUCUAGUGUAUUUUUAAAAAGAAUUUGUUGAUUAUGGUAAAUUCUUUCACAUUUACUAUUAUUAAUUUUCAAUUGAAAACUAUUCCAUUUUUAUUUUUCAACUAUUUAAAAAAAUAUAUUUUUAAUUUAUUUUAUGUAAUCAUGCAAUUGUUUUUAAAUGUUAAUUGUUAACAUUACAAUAAUCAUACUAUUUGCAACAGUAUUUAGUUUUAUUAGGUACAGGUAUCAGGUUUUUUUCUUAAAAUAAAUCUGUAAUUAACUUUUUUCUUAAGGUUUUAUGCAUUAUUAUUUUGUUAAUACCAAUAAUUAAUUUUAAUAAGGUAUAUAAUAAUUAGU
This is a messenger RNA of Metopolophium dirhodum (rose-grain aphid), 1957 nucleotides long. RefSeq names its product E3 ubiquitin-protein ligase RING2-like. The record is from RefSeq and is a predicted model, not a curated record. Gene Ontology annotation, molecular function: ubiquitin protein ligase activity; chromatin binding. Lineage: Eukaryota; Metazoa; Arthropoda; Insecta; Hemiptera; Aphididae. The transcript is spliced from 4 exons. Gene Ontology annotation, cellular component: PcG protein complex; ubiquitin ligase complex. Bases 562 to 1560 code for a protein of 332 amino acids.